Erythranthe guttata (spotted monkey flower) is the source of this 1020-nucleotide messenger RNA. Its product is annotated as putative carboxylesterase Os04g0669500. The record is from RefSeq and is a predicted model, not a curated record. Gene Ontology annotation, molecular function: carboxylic ester hydrolase activity; palmitoyl-(protein) hydrolase activity. Gene Ontology annotation, cellular component: cytoplasm. Gene Ontology annotation, biological process: protein depalmitoylation. NCBI's taxonomy places the organism in Eukaryota, Viridiplantae, Streptophyta, Magnoliopsida, Lamiales, Phrymaceae.
AGUCAAUAAUAUUGCUGUUCGCUGUAACCUUCGGUCUCACUAUUUCCUUCGUGCUUCUCAAUUCCCCAAGCUCGACUCCGACUAAGACGAAACCCGACCCGAUGGCACGGAGCUUCGUACUGUGGUUGCAUGGGUUGGGCGAUUCGGGCCCCGCUAACGAACCAAUCAAGACGUUUUUCGCUUCACCCGAUUUCAGCAACACCAACUGGUCCUUCCCUUCCGCCCCUUCUAAUCCUGUCACCUGCAAUUAUGGUGCUAUGAUGCCUUCCUGGUUUGACAUUCACGAGAUACCUGUGACAGCUACUUCUCCGAACGAUGAAAGUAGUGUUCUCAAAGCAGUUCAGAAAGUCCACGCGACAAUAGACAAAGAGAUAGCAGCUGGAACCAACCCUAAAAAUAUCUUCGUGUGUGGAUUCAGUCAAGGAGGUGCCUUGACAUUGGCCAGUGUUCUGCUGUAUCCACAAACUCUGGGCGGAGGUGCAGUAUUUAGUGGAUGGGUUCCGUUUAGUUCCUCAAUUCUUGAACGGGUUACACCAGACGCGAAAAAGACACCUUUCUUGUGGUACCACGGAAUGGCUGACCGAACCGUACUAUUCGAAGCUGGACAAGCAGGUCCACCGUUUCUUGAAAAGGCUGGUGUGAAGUGUGAAUUCAAGGCUUACCCUGGUCUUGCUCAUUCGAUAAGUGAUGCUGAGCUUUUUGAUCUUGAAGAAUGGAUCAGUUCCCAUAUUCAGAGUUCAUCUUGAGGGUCCAGAUUAGCCCGCCCCGCAUCGUGCGGGCUGAAAUUGUUUAAGGCAUCUCCAGUGCAUUGUAUGUAUUCUUCUGAUUUAUAAAUAUGCUGCCUCGUCCAUGGUGGUGAAUUAGUAUUUGUGACACCUUUUUACCAACUUAGAGUUAAUUGCAAAACUUCCAUUGUAUUGUUUUUAUUAGCAUAAUAACCCCUCAAUGUUGUAUUUCUUAUUUUGAAUUGCUAAAAACGUUUACACUACUAUUAAUUUCUUUUAUUUAUUUUUUCGUCAA